AUGUUUUCUCCCUUCCUCUCGCUCGGCGCUGGCUCGCUGAUGCUGUCUCUGUUGGCGUCGCCCGUCACGGCCAACCAGUCGAGCGCCAACGCCUAUCAGCUGAUGGAGCGCUGGCAGGCUAAGAACUUCCUGGAAUACUUCAAUUUCCACGUUGGACAAGAUCCGACCAAUGGCUAUGUCAACUAUCUGGACCAGGCCAGCGCGCAGGCGGCCGGUUUGGUCAAAGUCACCGACCGCGGCACGCUGUAUCUAGGUGUCGACCACACCACCAAGCUCAGCCCGGGUGGGCCAGGCCGCAAUUCCGUGCGCAUCGGAACCAAGAAGUAUUAUGACCAAAGUCUGAUCAUUGCCGACAUCGCGCACAUGCCAGGAAGCAUCUGCGGGAGCUGGCCUGCGUUCUGGUCCGUGGGCAAGGAGUGGCCGCAGGAUGGCGAGAUAGAUAUCAUUGAGGGCGUGAAUCUGCAGGAACACAAUGAGAUCGUCAUGCACACAGGUGGUACCUGCAGUCUGACUGACCAGGGCAUGACCGGUGUGGUCAAUGCCACGGGCUGUGGAGAGGAGCUGGGUCCCGUAGGCUGCGUCGUCGAAGGCGACAAGGGCAGCUAUGGCACCUCGUUCAAUCGACAGGGAGGUGGUGUGUACGCCAUGGAGUGGACCAACGAGUUUCUGAAGAUUUGGUUCUUCCCUCGACGCUCUAUCCCGUCCUCCAUCUCCAACGGACACCCCGAUGUCACUGAGUUCGGCACCCCGAUGGCGCUGGUGCAGGAGGGGUGCGACGUGGCUAAUAGCUUCAAGUCCCAGUCGUUCGUGUUUGAUGUCACCUUCUGUGGUGACUGGGCUGGCGGCGUGUUUGGAGAGUCGGGCUGCCCUAUGUCCAGUUCGGAUCCCGUGCAGAGCUGCAUCAACUAUGUCGCUCAGAACCCAUCCGCCUUUGAGCAGUCGUACUGGGAGAUCAAUUCUAUCCAGAUCUACCAGACCGGUGUGAAUGGCCUGGCUUCGAACUCUAAGAUAACCCAUGCUCCGGCCACAAUUCGCACGACGGCCGAAACUUCUGUUGUGGAAACCCACUCUGUUGUUUCUGCCCAUGAGGGGGCCACGACUGUGCACUCGGCAAUUACUACUUCUUCAAUUGUGUCCGAACCGAAGUUGGCAACAGCUGUGCACCCCGAGACCGUUGAGAAGGCUCCGGCUACUACCGAUGCCAAAAAAGCACCUGCUACCUUGUACGUGACGAACUUUGUGACUUCGACCGAGACUGUUUGCACCGACACUGUCACCGCGAAAAUCGUCCCUUCCGCCACCGCGACUGCGGCUGAGAUUGUCAAUCGUCCGACUAAUGGUAAGGACUUGAAAUCGGCGGGCUCUGGGAUUGCGGCCACGCGUGUCGAGACCAUCGUUGAGCCACAGAACACCGCCAGCCAUGGUACCAAGGGCAAUCCUGCAAAUGUGGUUACUAAAGCCCAUGGCGUUAGUGCAGAGAGCGCAGCUUCAAACGCUGCACCCAACAAUCAUUUCGCACCUGCAAAAGACUCAGUUGAUUCUGCUACAUCACACAAGCCGACCGAGAUUGAGAAUGUAUCUUCUGCAAACCGUGCCCCCGGCCUCCUAUCGUCUGUACUAUCUUCGCGCAAUUCGAUGCCUCUCAUCCCUCAUCCUAACACUGCCACACAUACUCCCAGUUCUUCUCCGGUCGCUCUAUUUACCGGCGCUGCUCACAAGGCGACUGGAAAUGCCCUUGGGGCUGUCAUUGCCUUUGUUCUCACCCUUUUGGUCUGA
Messenger RNA from Penicillium lagena, 1776 nucleotides. It is a transcript of the gene eng2, whose product is annotated as putative GPI anchored endo-1,3(4)-beta-glucanase. NCBI's taxonomy places the organism in Eukaryota, Fungi, Ascomycota, Eurotiomycetes, Eurotiales, Aspergillaceae. The transcript has a single exon. Gene Ontology annotation, biological process: glucan catabolic process. The record is from RefSeq and is a predicted model, not a curated record. Bases 1 to 1776 code for a protein of 591 amino acids. Gene Ontology annotation, molecular function: hydrolase activity, hydrolyzing O-glycosyl compounds.